Sphaeroforma arctica JP610 is the source of this 4664-nucleotide messenger RNA. RefSeq lists its product as hypothetical. NCBI's taxonomy places the organism in Eukaryota, Ichthyosporea, Ichthyophonida. Gene Ontology annotation, biological process: amino acid activation for nonribosomal peptide biosynthetic process; secondary metabolite biosynthetic process. Gene Ontology annotation, molecular function: phosphopantetheine binding; protein binding. The record is from RefSeq and is a predicted model, not a curated record. The transcript has 7 exons. The coding region runs from base 69 to 4664 and encodes 1531 amino acids. Gene Ontology annotation, cellular component: cytoplasm.
CAAGAUGCAAGAAGUGUACUGGAAUCAUAUCGCGAAGAGGCAGAGCUAUAGGGCGAUGCACUAUUUGAAUGAAGGGAUACGACUUACAGUGUAGAUGUGAUAAAGGGAAUGAAGGGCCCAGGAGUGGUCCAUCACUUGCUAAAUUGAGCAGGAUGCUGUACAAUUCGGUUGCAAAGGUGGUGCAUCGGCAGGGUGGUGCUAUUGCUAUCUACCAAGUGUCAGAUGCGCACGAACCGCUGACUGUGACUUACAGUGAACUGCUGGGGCUCGCAGAAUACUUCGGCACCCGCUUGCACCUACGUCUAACUGCCAAGCAACACAAUACUGAAGUUGGGACUGGUAGUGGCACCAGGGAGCCAAACGUACAGCACGUACGUGCAAGGGGGCAAGGAAGUGCAGGCAAGGACGAGCACAAGUACACACACGCACCUGCACACUCGAAUCGAGGGCCUGAUGAGGCCGAGGAUAAACACACGGAUGUGCAGCCAUAUGUUAUUCUGUGUGGAUUAUAUGGCAUACAAUUGGUGGUGGCAACACUGGCCGUUUUGUGGGCGGGAGGUGUUGUAGUGCCACUUGACCCAGAUUUGCCAGACGUAAGACGCGACAUGAUCCAAGGACAAACACGUGCGGGUGUAUAUAUGACAACUCAAGAUAUUCAGGACAGUUUACUGCUCAGACAAAGUAGCACAGUACCAUCUGCAAGCAGUGCACAGAUCCAGUGCGUAGUGGUAAGCCUAUCGGAGGUGCGCAAAAUCUUGAAACGAGAAGCUGCUGGGGAGGAGUUCAGCGUAGAGGCAUCUACACACAAUCCCAGUACACGCCCACACGCACGGCCGGUCGUACGUACUGGAAAACCGCUAUCACACGUAAUCUACACAUCUGGGAGCACGGGCAUACCAAAAGGCGUUGUGUGCUCUCAGGAAGCCAUCCACAAGUUCAGCACAGAGAGUGCCAUGGUAUUGGGAAUAGCUGAAAGCUCACGCGUGCUUCUCACCAGCAACCCAACAUGGGACCCGUCUGUAGGCGAUAUCUUCACCACGCUGUUAGCAGGUGGCAUACUGUGCACGGCGGGACGAGCGAUGAUUGUGCACAAUCUCAGAAGCGCUAUUCAUAAAUCGCAUGCGACCCAUUUGUUCUGCACGCCGUCUCACUGGGCAUUGGUGGGUGCGCAUCCGGGUGAUUUGCCGAGCGUGCAAGUCUUGAGCUUAGGAGGAGAACGCAUUCCUGCUGACAUGGUGUCUGCUUGGUGCAAAACAGAGGCAAACACACAAGGCUUGAGAAUGUACAAUGUCUACGGCACAACCGAGGGCACAGUGUAUCAGACAUGGUCCGAACUCCACUCAGACAGGCCAAUGAACAUUAUUGGGCGCCCGCUGAACGGUGUACAUGCGCUGGUGGUAUCACCACAUUCGUGCAUGUGUGCUUGUUCAGGAGCGUGUAGCGAUGUUGUCGUGAAAGACGCUAGAACCACUACAGACGGUGUUUGCAAUAUAUGCGGUGGUUAUAACGAGAUAGGCGACCUUCUAAAGGAUUUGGGAACUGAUGUGGUGGGUGAGAUAGUGCUGGGCGGGACACAAACCUCUGAAAGAUAUCAUGGAGACCCUGCUCUCACCAGAGGGAGAUACAUCACCUUCAAUGAUGUUCAGUACUUCCGUACGGGAGAUCUUGGUCUGCGACAAUUGGAUGGCGAAUUGAAAGUCUUAGGCCGUUUGGACACACAGGUAAAAGUCCGCGGUCGGCGUGUCGAUCUCGGUGAUAUUGAGAGUGCCAUCACAACCAGUGGCUGUGUGGAACGUGUGGCAGUUGUUGUGUGUGACAACAACCGAGGGAAGGACUACAGAAUCAAUAGCAGUUGUACUAACGGUGGCGGAAGCGCAGCCGUAGCACACAGUAGCACCGACGAUGACAACGCCUGCAGCACUCAUCCACAGAAUACUUCCGAUCAGCUUAGCGGCAGCGGCGUAUCUGAGAGUGUCCACAGUGCGGACAGCUCAAGCGCGCAAUCACAACGCUUGGUGGCGCUUAUGGUUCUCAAGGAAGGUAUCAGGUGUAUAGACAGCAGCAUGUCAGAAGAGGGGAAUAACAUCGGACACAGUGUAGAUGGUACUAACAGGGUAGGUGGUAUUCGACCACGUGAGUUUGCUGAUUGGCGGGCGAGUUUAGAAACAGCCUUGCACAUACAUUGUCGGCUGCACUUGCCCGAUUAUCAAGUGCCCGUUCUAUUUAUAGACUUAGCGAGUAUGCCCCUCCUGGCCAAUAGGAAGCUCAAUCGUAGUGCACUCAAAGAAAUGGCGGAAGAGUAUUUAUUCAAUGCUCGGAGAACAUCUCAUACCAGCGGACACAAUGGCGAAGGAGAUGCACAACUGAAUGCGGAUGCCAAUAGUGACCACUAUCAGAGCGAGGGCGGUGAGAUCAGUGUAGGGCACACAGUCAACCGCCAACCAGAGAAAUUUGGACGUGUACGAGAUGGAGAAAACGAGCACCUGCAUGAACACACGGCCAAGCUAUACGUCGACGGGAGCGAUGACGAACACCAGGCACACACAGACGUAAAUAAUUCAACACAGAUUCACGGGGUAAGCGUAGGCAUCAAGCAGCUGGAGCUAGAGCCAUAUGGUGAUAUCGAACGGUUUGUGCUGGGUGAGAAUGAUGAAGAGUACGAGGAAACGCACGCCAGCCUCGAGCAGAACGAUGCGCAUGUGCGCCAAAGAGGUGCGGGGAAGUUGGAAGGCGAGAUGGAGCGCUUUGUGGCGCGUAUUUGGAUGCGGGUGCUUUGUCUGGGGGAUGCUCCCCCGUACGAGGCGGAUGACGCAGUUGAAUUGAACGGCGGUGGUGUGCGUGAGGAUGCAAGUGUACGCACUCACACACGUAACGAUGAAGCAGAAUCAGGGGUCAGUCUGGAGGAUAGGUCAGAUUUGAGUGCGAAGAUUCGAACCCAAGACAACAAUCGAGGUGCGCUUCUGAUAGGCCCUUUGACACAUUUUUUCAACAGCGGUGGUGAUAGCUUGAGAGCCAUUCAGAUGUUACAAGCGAUACGAGAUGAGAUUGCAAACCUGGGGAAUCCUGAUGCCAAUACAUCCAGCAAUAACAAAAAUAAUAUUACCUACACAAAUUUAAUUUCGGGUGCUGGAGCGCGGUCAGACAUUGGAAAUACACAGACUGAUGCAAGCAAAAUCUUUAGUACACCACCACAGUGUAGCUUGCAAGACACUGAUGAAUCGAGUGCCACAUCUACGGUAUCAGAAGAAACAUCUGAGACAGCCAAGCAAAGCCAGAACAGCACAAUGCGUACUCAUUCAAUGGUUAUUACACAGCAAAACACUAGUAUGGAUUCAACAAUGAACACACAGCCAAGCACCACUACACACCUGACCAUGAGUGACGAAACAGCGAGAGGACUUCUUUGCGGCUUGCACAAGAAUCCACGCCUUAAAGACUUUGUGGUCAUGCUGCGCGUUGCCAUGACAACGGCGCCUGAUGUAACGGCGAAUUAUACCGCUGGUCUGAAUUUUGUUGAGGUGAUGGAUAUGGAGGAUGACAAUGACGAGCUGUCGAAGCGCGGAGACGGGAUGCCGUAUACAGAUUCGGAACUAUUCUCUGACUCCGUGGUGCUGCGUGACGAAGGUAUCAGCUCUCUGUGCAGGGCCGCGCGUAUGGGUUGUAUCCCAAUAGUCGAGUGUCUGCUGAAAACCAAGCAAGUACCUGUCGACGGGUGGACGUCGCGGACGUGCAAGCGGAUGAGUCCUCUGUUGCAGGCUAUUGUGACGGAAAGUUCGGUACCUUCCGCAGCGGCUUAUGAGGUCCAGGAAUCACCCACAACCAACACCACAGACACCGAACAAACCAGGACUAGUCAACGAGACAACAAUAGCUGUCUCCAGGGUACUAGAAUGACAUGUGCGAACACAGGGGAGCAAGCAGCUGCUGGUGAUACUUCGAGUACCGCAGAAGAGACUCGAUCGGAUAAAGAAGCUCUUCUCAGUAUUCUGUUGCGUCAUGGUGCGAACCCUUGGCUGGUUAACGGUCGGGGAGCAAAUGCAUUACAUCUGGCGGCCAAAUCCGGGCCAAAAUCUCUAAUUGUUCUACUGAGAUAUCUCUUCAAUGAUACUUCUUCACACCAACGCCCGUUGAGAACCAUGUUCAUGCACAGAGAUCAGUAUGCAUGGACCUGUCUGCAUUACGCAGCAUGGGGUGGGCACGUGGAGUGCGUGCGUAUGCUACUCGAAACUGCGGAGACGUGUAGUAGGGCUGUACCUCUGAAAGGGGGGCCUGGUAUAGAGACACUGACCAAACAAAGGAAAGCAGGCAUUGCACAGCGAGACCUACACAUACAUACUGAAGCAGACGCCCAUUUGCAAACACGUACAGGUGAAAAUACCUCCGAACAUUCGGCCGUACACGAUGGAAGGUCUAUCGUAACACCAUCAGACGCUCACGACAACGUACAUAGUACCAACGAACACUCCAUGUGCCAAGGCGCGGAAAGGACUGAAGCACAAGAGCUGACCGCAUUGCUGUGUGCUAAAGACCGGUGGGGCCGCACGGCAAUCGCAUGGGCAGUGUACCGCAAUUGGAUACCGGUAAUUACGGUAUUGGCCAAUCAGCACCAUCUCGGGAAAUCCUGGGACCUACGCCCGCCGCAAGAAGCUCGCCAGCGAAGGUGA